Molecule: messenger RNA, 1664 nt
Organism: Chlorocebus sabaeus (green monkey)
Lineage: Eukaryota; Metazoa; Chordata; Mammalia; Primates; Cercopithecidae
Gene: HPGDS
Product: hematopoietic prostaglandin D synthase
Biological process (GO): glutathione metabolic process
Molecular function (GO): glutathione transferase activity
Source: RefSeq, a predicted model, not a curated record
CAGAAUAAAAUGGUGAACAAAAGCCUGCUUAGGAGAAAGAAUUCAGAUCUUAAAUUUGCUUGAUAUGUGCAGUUAGGCCAAAAAAAGUUGGAUAAUCCCAAGAAAAUGUCAGCAAAUGAUUGUAACCUGUUUCUUUUCUUUCACUCUAGUAAUCUAUAUUUUGGAGGCAAUCUCAUGCAGUAAUUAAUCGUGAAGACUCUGAAGGCUGACUACUAGGUUCAAAUAUUGGAUCAUCUGCUUGCUAGGUUUGAGACCUUGGCACUAAAAUCUUGAAAUUGCACCAUGCCAAACUACAAACUCACUUAUUUUAAUAUGAGGGGGAGAGCAGAAAUUAUUCGUUACAUAUUUGCUUAUUUGGACAUACAGUAUGAAGACCACAGAAUAGAACAAGCUGACUGGCCUGAAAUCAAAUCAACUCUCCCAUUUGGAAAAAUCCCCAUUUUGGAAGUUGAUGGACUUACCCUUCACCAGAGCCUAGCAAUAGCAAGAUAUUUGACUAAAAACACAGAUUUGGCUGGAAACACAGAAGUGGAACAAUGUCAAGUUGAUGCUAUUGUGGACACACUGGACGAUUUCAUGUCAUGUUUUCCUUGGGCAGAGAAAAAGCAAGAUGUGAAAGAGCAGAUGUUCAAUGAGCUGCUCACGUAUAAUGCGCCUCAUCUUAUGCAAGACUUGGACACAUAUUUAGGGGGGAAAGAGUGGCUUAUUGGUAACUCUGUGACUUGGGCAGAUUUCUACUGGGAGAUUUGCAGUACCACGCUUUUGGUCUUUAAACCUGACCUGUUGGACAUCCAUCCAAGGCUGGUGACUUUACGGAAGAAAGUCCAAGCCAUUCCUGCCAUCGCUAACUGGAUAAAACGAAGACCCCAAACCAAACUCUAGUUGAUCCAUGUUGCCUUCAAGUUUGUUGUUCUCGGGGCCUCUCUCUUACCAGAUAAGACAGGUACAUCAGCCUGCCAGAUAAUCCAUAUGCUCCCUUCCCAAUUCCACCAAGAUUUCCACUUUAAGCCAUAUUCUGAUUUUUAAAAAGGAAAACACAAACACAAACAAAUCUUUCUGCAGUAUCUUUUUCUUUCAGAAUAGCUUCGCAUCAUUUAGAAUGGCGGAAAAAUAGUAUGUAAUACAGGCAGACCUUGCUUUGCACAGGUUCUAACAUGCACGAAUUGCAGUCAUAAUGGUUUAGCAACACCAUUCUUCCCCUUCCCCAAAAUGGUUUGGACUUCAGCUACCACAAUUACCUGUAAUUGCAUAAAACACAAACUUUGCUCAUAGCUCUCCAGUCCACAUAUCCCUGUGUAAAUAACCUAUGUACAUCAUGACCAGUGACCAGUCACUUCUUUCAAAGACUGCCAGAGGUCACUGCACAUCUCUUAUUCCUGCAUAGACAGCAAAGUGUGUAGUUGUAUUGCUAUUGCCUGCUUGUGGCCCAGUGAUAAAUCCCUUUGACAUUUUACAAAAAUGAAGAAUCAAAAGAGGGAACUCCCAACAAAGAUGAAAGUGCAGCAAAGGAACAAAAACUGAUAAUCCUGGAAUGAAAUUCAACUGAACAUAAAGGGAGCUAUAGAGAAAAGAGCUGACUGUGGGAAUCUGACACGCCUCAAGAGGCUCUAGAUAUGCAGCCAGAGAAACUUGUAAAGAUGAAUUUACUGACAUGAAUAAAGUUG